AUGUCUACCCUUACCAUGUCACCACCGACUCCAGGGCCUUCUGGGGACGCUCUUGCAGCGAUGCUUGCGUCUACAGUGAGUGGUUCGGGCAAUGCUGCCGCAAACGGUUCUACUUCUUCUUCAAGUCGACGAAACACCGACCGCAUGACGAACCGGUACUCCGUGAACGCCAUCUACUCGCUCGCCGCCGAGCAGGACAUCGAGGUUCAAGACGCGCUCGGCAGGGCUCAGAUUGCCCUGAGGAAUCUCAAGAACCGCAUCUCGGCGCAGAGCAAAAGAAAUUUCGUCCUCGAACGCGACGUCCGUUAUCUCGACUCUCGCAUUGCACUUCUUAUUCAAAAUCGCAUAGCAGCCGAUGAGAAACGCCAGGUGCAAGAGACUCUCGAUGACACGGAGGAGAAGACGGGCAACUACCCGGCACGACGAAAGCUGGCCCAGUACAGCAACCUGUUCUUCCUCCUGCAAUCCGAACCACGACACAUGGCCGCGCUGUGCCGACAAGUGUCGUACGCCGACUUCGACACGUUGAUGCAGACGGUCAUGUUCACGCUGUACGGUAACCAGUACGACCAACGCGAGGAGCACCUGCUCUUGACCAUGUUUCAGAGCGUCCUUUCCGCCGAGUUCGAAAACAAUACCGAGAUGGGCGAGCUCCUGCGAGCAAACACCGCUGCCUCCCGAAUGAUGACGACGUACACGCGACGAGGACCGGGACAGAGCUAUCUCAAGAAUGUGCUCGCGGAGCGCAUCAACUCGCUCGUCGAGCACGAGGACCUCAACCUCGAGAUCAACCCGCUCAAGGUGUACGAGGAGAUGGUUACCCAGAUUGAGGCGGACACUGGAGGCCUUCCUCCGUCUCUCCCGCGAGGUGUGUCGCAGGAGGUCGCUGCCAACAACCCCGACGUUCAGGCUAUCAUUCGACCUCGUAUCACGAUGCUUAUGGAGAUCGCCGACACCUUCCUCACGACCAUUUUCGACUCUAUCGACACCGUUCCGUACGGUAUUCGAUGGAUCUGCAAGCAGAUCCUCUCGUUGACGCGCCGGAAGUACCCGGAAGUGACGGAAGCACAGAUCUGCUCGCUCAUCGGCGGAUUCUUCUUCCUCCGGUUCUUGAACCCGGCGAUAGUGACGCCGCAGGCGUACAUGCUUAUCGAGUCCAAGGGUCAGCACCUGGGACAGCCCGACCAGCCGCCGAAGAACCCGCGACGAACCCUCACGCUCAUCGCCAAGAUCCUGCAGAACCUCGCCAACAAGCCGAGCUACUCGAAGGAGCAGUUUAUGAUCCCGCUCAACUCGUUUGUCGACAACCAUCAGGCGAUGAUGAACCAGUUCCUCAACCAGCUCUGCGAGGUCGGCGACUUUUACGAGUCGCUCGAGAUGGACCAGUACAUGGCCUUGUCGAAGAGGGACCUUUCUAUCGACAUCACGCUGAACGAGCUGUAUGGCACCCAUGCGCUCUUCAUGCACCACCUUGACACUGUGUCCCCUAACGAGAGACAACAUCUCCGCGUGCUCCUCGACGACCUUGGCCCGGCACCCGACCAGGUCCCGCGUAGCGAGAACGGUACUGUCCACCUGCCCCUUUACUCGCGAUGGGAGACGCCGAUUCAGGACCUGUCGACGACAUUGAUGUCCGAGAGCAUCACGCAGAACGACAUCAACUUCAUGGAGACCAAGUCGAUUUUCGUCCAGCUGCUCCGUGCCAUGCCCGACGCCGCGGACCGACGGCCGAUCGACCUUCCCGCGCUGGCUGAGCGAGCAGCGACCUCGCGUGACCCUGUCCUUGUCCGCCGCGGAAUCAAGGUGCAAAACCUGCUCUCCGAGCUCGAGGCUGCCGGUGUGCUGGACAGGACGGACAACUACAAGCUUCUCCAGGACGAGGUUCGGACUGAGCUCGUGCACCUCGGCAACGCCCACGAGAAGGUCCUCCUGGAGACGCGGUCGCUGGAAGAGGUCUUCCACGCCAUCUGCGACCACAACCAGUAUCUCCGCAACCAGAUCGACUCGUACAAGGCGUACCUGUUCAACUCGCGCAUGAUGAUGUCGAAGGACAAGGGCGCCGGUGGUGUCGGAGUCGUCUCGUUCAACGGCAAGGACAAGAAGGCGCGCUCGCAGAGCCUCGGCCCGUACCGAUUCACGCACCAGCAAUUAGAGAAGGAGGGUGUCGUAAAGUCGAGCGCCGUCCCGCCUGGCCGCCACCAGGAUGUUUACCUGAACUUCUGGUCGCCGACGCCCGGCACCUUCCUCAUUACCCUGCACUUCAAGGGUCGUGAGCAGGCCAUCGUUGAAAUGGACCUGAAGAUUGACGAUCUGCUCGAGCGCCAGGACGACAAGAACGCGUCGCUCGACCUCGAGUACAUCUCGCUGUACGUUGUCGGUGUCCUCGAGCUGUUCAACAAGCUGUUCACGAAGCGUCGCUAA
This is a messenger RNA of Trichosporon asahii var. asahii CBS 2479, 2421 nucleotides long. RefSeq names its product GTPase-activating protein (Ras GTPase-activating protein). Gene Ontology annotation, cellular component: cell cortex. Lineage: Eukaryota; Fungi; Basidiomycota; Tremellomycetes; Trichosporonales; Trichosporonaceae. Gene Ontology annotation, molecular function: protein binding; GTPase activator activity. The coding region runs from base 1 to 2421 and encodes 806 amino acids. The record is from RefSeq and is a predicted model, not a curated record. Gene Ontology annotation, biological process: regulation of GTPase activity; regulation of actin cytoskeleton organization. The transcript is spliced from 3 exons.